ACAACGUUCAGGAAAUACGCAGCGUAGUACGUCAUCCUGAAAGGCCUCUAUCAGUCUCGUUAUGUAAUGUUGUGGCGCGUGUGUGAAUGUUACACAAGGUAGAGGAGCUGGGCGGUAAGGACCGGGACGGUGGAGAGGACUCAGGCCGGGGCGUGCACAGGUAUAGAGGAUCUCUGCUUCUUGUCAGUGAAUGGGAACAAUGUAAUGGUGUGACUCUGGCUCAUCCAUACCUCUCUGGACUGUAUUUAGGAGACAAGUCUAGCCUUAUCUGCCAAACUGAUCCUGCGGUAUUGGCAUCUAAUUCUUCCCUUGACAAGAACCAGAACCAUGUCUCAGAAAGCAAAGCCUCCAAAGGGCAAAGGCGAAGUGUCUGGAAAUGAAAAUUCUGAUGCAGGUCAGGAAAAUGACUCCAAGAAAAAGUCAUUGACUGCAUCCAAAAGCCAAGGGAAAAGAAAACCUCAAGAAAAUAAGAGCAAGUCUAAAGCAAUAUCUGAAGCAAGUAGUAGUGAGACCUCAGAUGUCGACGCCAAGAAGAGGAAGAUGCAAGAUGUCGGUGGAGAUCUCUCAGAGGCAGUGAAGAAGUUUCGCUCAAGUGUUGGUACUUCUGUGUCUGAGUUCAAGUUUAACAAGAAGAGGGUUCGGUUGGUUUCUGCCGAGGCGGACCUGGAAGAUGAUGCCCUGGGUAUAGUGUACUGGAUGUCGAGAGAUCAGAGAGUUGAAGAUAACUGGGCCUUUCUGUAUGCUCAGCGCCUGGCUCUGAAGCAAAAGCUACCUCUGCAUGUUGUCUUCUGUUUAGUUCCAAAGUUUUUGGAAGCUACCAUCCGACACUAUGGCUUUAUGUUGAAAGGCCUGCAAGAAGUUGCUGAGGAUUGUAAAAGCCUCAACAUUCCCUUCCAUUUGCUUACUGGAUAUGCCAAAGAUGUUCUCCCGGACUUUGUGAAACAACAUGGCAUUGGUGGGGUGGUGACUGACUUUGCUCCUCUGCGUGUCCCUUUGCAGUGGGUGUCGGAUGUCUGUGAACGCUUACCUAAAGAUGUACCUCUUGUUCAGGUGGAUGCCCAUAAUAUUGUUCCCUGCUGGGUUGCCUCCAAUAAACAGGAGUAUGGAGCCCGUACCAUUCGGAGGAAAAUUCAUGACCAGCUUUCUCAGUUCCUUACAGAAUUCCCUCCCGUUAUAACACACCCAUACACCUCAAAACUGGAGGCUGAGCCUAUAGACUGGGAUAAGUGCUAUGCCAGUUUAGAAGUGGAUCGUACAGUUAAGGAAGUAGAAUGGGCAAAACCAGGUUCAAAGGCAGGAAUAAACAUGCUCCACUCAUUUAUAACAGAACGGCUCAAAUAUUUUAACACUGACCGAAACAAUCCAAACCGGCAAGCGCUAAGCAACCUGUCUCCGUGGUUUCAUUUUGGUCAGCUGUCUGUGCAGCGAGCAAUCCUGGAGGUGCAGAAAUAUCGCAGCAAAUACAAGGAGUCUGUGGACAGCUUUGUGGAGGAGGCGGUAGUGAGAAGAGAGCUGGCAGACAACUUUUGUUACUACAACAAAAACUAUGACAAAGUGGAAGGUGCAUAUGACUGGGCCAAGAAUACUUUGAAAGAUCAUGCAAAGGACAAGCGGACUCAUCUGUACACGCUAGAGAAACUGGAAAGCGGGAAAACUCAUGAUCUUCUGUGGAAUGCAGCUCAGUUGCAGAUGGUGCAUGAGGGCAAGAUGCAUGGUUUCAUGCGGAUGUACUGGGCUAAGAAGAUCCUUGAGUGGACCAGCUCCCCAGAAGAAGCCUUACGGAUUGCCAUUUAUCUCAAUGAUCGCUUUGAGUUGGAUGGGCGUGAUCCGAAUGGCUAUGUUGGUUGUAUGUGGUCUAUUUGUGGAAUCCAUGACCAGGGUUGGGCUGAAAGAGCUGUUUUUGGGAAAAUCCGCUACAUGAAUUACCAGGGAUGCAAAAGGAAAUUUGACGUGGACCAGUUUGAGCGACGCUACCACCCCAAGAAAUUCAGUUCAUAGCAACUUAAUACCAGAUGGGUGAAGAUUGCAUGUUGUACUUACUCUCAGGAUAUUGGGGCUGCACUUAUAUUGCCUGAUUUACCUUUCUUCCUACUAGUAUGCAUUUGAGUGUUAAAACUCAUGGACACUUCAUUUUAGAAUUCCUCAUUGUGGAAUGUUUUUCACUGUCCUAUUUAAUUUGAUAUUUGUUUCUACAAAAUUUUCUAUUUUUCUAAAAUUUUCACAUAUUCGGGGAGUUUACUGCAUACAAUUAUAUCUGGAAAUAGAACUGUACACAGAAAGCUCUAAAACUGCAUUUCAUGGAGGCUGCUCCAUUAUUUGGAGCUCUGUAUCCGAAAACUGGACCCAACCUGUAUUAAUGAAUAUUAAAGGGAACCUGUUGUGUGCCACCAAAUCAUGGGCCGCAUGAAGCCUGUGCAGUGAGCGGGUCUGGAACACUAGGAUUUGCUCUAAAAUGUUCAAGCGUUUCAAAGAAAUCCUAGUUUAAAAAAAAAAAAAAAAAAACGCUGGAACACAAGUACGUAGUCAUGGGAGGGGAUUCAAGGCCACUGCUCUCUGCCCCUGAGUAAUGAGAGAUGGGGAAGGAUAAGUCACUUAAAGGGGUACUCUGCCCCUAGACAUCUUAUGCCCUACCGAAAGGAUAGGUGAUAAGAUGUCUGAUCACGGGGUCCUGCCACUGCACCCACCAUUUGUUUAGAGAAGCUGGGGGCAGCGCCAGAGGCUCGUGAUGUCAAGGCCACGCCCCUUCAAUGCAAGUCUAUGGGAGGGGGCGUGACGCACCUACCAUAGACUUGCAUUAAGGGGGCGUGGCCGUGACGUCACGAGCCUCCGCCCCGCAUGACCAGUCAUCCGGCACGGAGCGAAGUUUGCUCCGUGCACCAGAUGUCUGGGUUGCCGCAGCCGAGAUCACGGGGGUCCCCAGUGGCAGGACCCCCUGAUCAGACAUCUUAUCCCCUAUCCUUUGGAUAGGGGGAUAAGACUUUUAGGGGCGGAGGAGUACCCCUUUAAGGCACGUGCAGUACAGCUGCUGGGACCGCCUCCCAAGAUGACGACUACUACUUUUUUUUAAACAGAUUUUUCUAAAACUCGAGGGUAUGUAGCUUCCUGGAGAGUAAUUCAUAGUGCUUACUAGAGAUGAGCGAAGUUACAGUGAUUCGAUUAGUCACGAACUUCUCGGCUCGGCGGUUGCUGACUGUAGCCUGCAUAAAUUAGUUCAGCUUUCAGGUGCUCCGGUGGGAGACUCUCUCCUAGGACUGUAUCCACCUUUUCCAGCCGACCAAAGCACAUGAAAGCUGAACUAAUUUAUGCAGGCUAAAGUCAGCAACUGCUGAGCCGAGAAGUUCGUGACAAAUCGAAUUACUGGAAGUUAGCUCAUCUCUUGUGCUCACUGCACCUGUUUCAUGCUGCCUGUGGUGUGGGCAGCAUAAAAUAAGUGACAGGUUCCAUUUAAGAGAUGUUUUCUACACAGGCUGUUGGACCUAAACAUUUUAUAAUAAGGUGGAUGUUUACUUGUUGCUGUAGGGUUAGAUUUGUUUACAUGCUGUUACAUUGUAUUACUAUUUACUUGUACAAGUGUGUGUGUUUUUUGUACAGGGUUUUUUUUUUUU
Molecule: messenger RNA, 3605 nt
Organism: Hyla sarda
Lineage: Eukaryota; Metazoa; Chordata; Amphibia; Anura; Hylidae
Product: deoxyribodipyrimidine photo-lyase-like
Exons: 11
Coding region: 328-1998 (556 amino acids)
Biological process (GO): photoreactive repair
Molecular function (GO): deoxyribodipyrimidine photo-lyase activity
Source: RefSeq, a predicted model, not a curated record